AGUGCUGCUUUCCCAGACAGGAAGAUUCUCUUGCUGGUGCCAUGGAAUUAAAUUGCUUAAAUUAAUACUUCACAGGUGGCAUUGCCUAAUGGACGUUUGAGCUUGUCAUCUGGGUGGAAGCAGAAAAUGCUGGAAAGAUUUCCACUUUCGCCUAUUCUUCUGGCUGCCAUCUCUGCAUCUUUGCCUGAUCUGGAUAAUGUAAUAGUCAGAGGGUCCCCCUAAUCCAUAUGACCUUUCCCCUGGAGCUUUCCAAUCUCUCCCUGCCAACACCGGAGAUGGCCAGCCAACCUCCUGAGGACAGCCCUGAGUUGCAGGUCCCCGACGAGCUGGAGUGUAAGAUCUGCUACAACCGUUACAACCUGAAGCAGAGGAAACCCAAAGUACUGGAGUGUUGCCACAGGGUGUGCGCCAAAUGCCUCUACAAGAUCCUGGACUUCGGGGACUCCCCGCAGGGGGUCAUUGUCUGUCCCUUCUGUCGCUUCGAGACGUGCCUGCCGGAUGACGAGGUCAGCAGCCUGCCCGAUGACAAUAACAUCCUGCUAAACUUGACUUGUGGGGCCAAAGGCAAGAAGUGCCUGCCCGAGAACCCCACCGAGCUGCUGCUCACCCCCAAACGGCUGGCCUCCCUGGUCAGUCCCUCACAUACAUCAUCCAACUGCCUGGUGAUCACCAUCAUGGAGGUGCAAAGGGAGAGCUCCCCAUCUCUGAGCUCCACUCCUGUGGUGGAGUUCUACCGGCCGGCCAGCUUUGACUCGGUCACUACUGUGUCCCACAACUGGACAGUAUGGAACUGCACGUCGCUGCUCUUCCAGACAUCCAUUCGUGUGCUGGUGUGGCUUCUGGGCCUGCUCUACUUCAGCUCCUUACCACUAGGCAUCUACCUGCUGGUGUCCAAGAAGGUCACCCUUGGGGUGGUCUUUGUCAGCCUCGUCCCCUCCAGCCUGGUGAUCCUCAUGGUGUAUGGCUUCUGCCAGUGUGUGUGCCAUGAGUUUCUUGACUGUAUGGCACCUUCUUCUUAGCAGGCAGGUGAACCCAGACUUUUUCCUUACGCAGGGGCCAUGUCAGAAGUGAUCUCAUAUGUCCUGGAUGGUUUCUUUUAUACUGUCCACCUUGAGUGUCCGUGACAUAUGCAGAGCCCCUGGUGGCUCUUACAUCUGUGGUCCAUUUGCCCUCCAGAUGUCCACUCCAGUGGUUUUCCAAUGGGAAGCAAAAUGGUUUGUUUUUCCACCCAGGUAUUAGCAAAGCAGCCAGAUGUGGCCAAGCUAGGCCUGUCUGCAGCCCGGCUAGUAGAGGCUGUCUGUGCUGGAUAGCAAGUGGGGCUCGAGCUGCGUGCUGCUACUUGAGAUAUUUGUGGGAGAUCAGGGUGACUGUGAUCCCUCUUCUCAGAACCAUUCAGAGGUUCCUCAGGAGGGUGGGUGCUGGAAGGAUACAGUUCCAAGAUAGGAGUUUGAAAAGGUGCAUACCUGAAACGUGUACACACACACACACACACACACACACACACACACACACA
Suncus etruscus (white-toothed pygmy shrew) is the source of this 1513-nucleotide messenger RNA. RefSeq names its product ring finger protein 182 (gene RNF182). Lineage: Eukaryota; Metazoa; Chordata; Mammalia; Eulipotyphla; Soricidae. The record is from RefSeq and is a predicted model, not a curated record. The transcript is spliced from 2 exons. Bases 228 to 1019 code for a protein of 263 amino acids.